Cololabis saira (Pacific saury) is the source of this 2488-nucleotide messenger RNA. It is a transcript of the gene sec61a1a, whose product is annotated as SEC61 translocon subunit alpha 1a. The coding region runs from base 115 to 1545 and encodes 476 amino acids. Gene Ontology annotation, biological process: post-translational protein targeting to membrane, translocation; SRP-dependent cotranslational protein targeting to membrane, translocation. The transcript has 12 exons. Gene Ontology annotation, molecular function: signal sequence receptor activity; transmembrane protein transporter activity; ribosome binding. NCBI's taxonomy places the organism in Eukaryota, Metazoa, Chordata, Actinopteri, Beloniformes, Belonidae. Gene Ontology annotation, cellular component: membrane; Sec61 translocon complex. The record is from RefSeq and is a predicted model, not a curated record.
CGCCCCCUGGCACUAGCCCCGCCCCCUCCUCUUCCUGCCGGAGGCUCCAUCAGUCAGUGACUCCGGUCUCAUUUACGCCGCAAAGAGCAGGAAUAAGGGAACAAUUGGGACAUCAUGGGCAUCAAAUUCUUGGAGGUGAUAAAGCCGUUCUGUGCAGUGCUGCCAGAGAUCCAAAAACCUGAACGAAAGAUCCAGUUCAGAGAAAAGGUGCUAUGGACUGCCAUCACUCUCUUUAUCUUUCUGGUGUGUUGUCAGAUUCCUCUCUUUGGUAUAAUGUCUUCAGACUCUGCAGAUCCGUUCUACUGGAUGAGAGUCAUUCUAGCUUCAAACAGAGGUACUCUGAUGGAGCUGGGUAUCUCACCCAUCGUCACCUCAGGCCUGAUAAUGCAGCUCCUUGCUGGAGCCAAGAUCAUUGAAGUUGGAGACACACCAAAGGACAGAGCCCUCUUUAACGGCGCCCAAAAAUUGUUUGGGAUGAUCAUCACAAUUGGCCAGGCUAUUGUGUAUGUGAUGACCGGCAUGUAUGGAGAUCCAUCAGAAAUGGGUGCAGGGAUCUGUCUGCUCAUCAUCAUACAGCUGUUUGUUGCAGGGCUGAUUGUGUUGCUGCUGGAUGAGUUGCUACAAAAGGGCUAUGGUCUUGGUUCGGGGAUCUCGCUCUUCAUUGCCACGAACAUUUGUGAGACUAUCGUCUGGAAGGCCUUCAGCCCCACCACUGUGAACACUGGAAGGGGUACCGAGUUUGAGGGAGCCAUCAUCGCCCUUUUCCACCUCCUCGCCACCAGGACAGACAAAGUGCGUGCUCUAAGAGAGGCCUUCUACAGACAGAACCUGCCCAACCUCAUGAACCUCAUUGCCACUGUAUUCGUAUUUGCUGUAGUGAUAUACUUUCAGGGAUUCAGAGUGGAUCUGCCCAUCAAGUCAGCUCGCUACCGUGGCCAGUACAACACCUACCCUAUCAAGCUGUUUUACACCUCUAACAUUCCCAUCAUCCUGCAGUCUGCCUUGGUCUCCAACUUGUACGUUAUCUCCCAGAUGCUUUCCACACGUUUCAGUGGCAAUUUCCUGGUCAAUCUGCUCGGAACGUGGUCUGACACGUCGUCCGGCGGCCCAGCUCGUGCCUAUCCUGUCGGGGGUCUCUGUUACUACCUCUCUCCCCCCGAGUCAUUUGGGUCUGUUCUAGAUGACCCGGUUCAUGCAAUCAUCUACAUCGUCUUCAUGCUCGGCUCAUGUGCCUUUUUCUCAAAGACUUGGAUUGAAGUUUCAGGCUCAUCUGCGAAAGAUGUGGCAAAGCAGCUGAAGGAGCAACAGAUGGUGAUGAGGGGACACAGAGAAACAUCAAUGGUUCACGAACUGAACAGGUACAUCCCAACCGCAGCUGCCUUUGGUGGACUCUGCAUUGGCGGUCUAUCAGUUAUGGCAGACUUCCUCGGUGCCAUCGGCUCUGGUACUGGUAUCUUGUUGGCGGUCACGAUCAUCUAUCAGUACUUUGAAAUUUUUGUCAAAGAACAGAGUGAAGUGGGCAGCGUGGGAGCGCUGCUCUUCUAGACUAGCCACGAUCCUGUCACCUUCUACCAACUUUUAUUAGGAUCACCAACCUCGCAUUUAUUUUAGAUCAAGGAGAACCCCCUGCCUCGUCACCUCUGCAGUUUCCAAUCAUGUGAGGAACCUUUAGGAAUCUCUGUUGCAAUGAGAUACUGCGAGUUGGUCAAACUACAUGUUGACUUUCAUUUGCUCCCACUUCGUAUCUUCCAAAGGGAAGCAAUACCCACCAUUUCAACUGUACUUCAUCUGUUGUUGGUUUUGGUUUUUGUUUUUCAAUUUUAUAUAAAUAUGUGACUCCAGAUUAAAGCUCCCCAAAGGCGGGAGUUUGGUCACUUUUUUUCUGUCCAAACUGACUAGUGAGCGCUUCGGUAUGCAGGCAUACUUGACUUGUAUGAUGGCGGUCAACUGCCUGCUGUGUGCUUAGUGUUAUCUUAGCCUGUACUUUUACUGUCAGAUGUAUUUUUAUUUUUCUGCUAACCUGCCAAUAAGGUGAAAAUGUGGACCAGAAGUCGAACUGUCAAGAUGCCGAGUCAAGUACUGUAUAUGUUCCUUAUGUAGAGCUUGUCUGUGGUUGGGGUCCUGGAAGUAGAGGAUGUGGAGCUCACAUUGGGUUCCAGCCUCAAACAGAAAGGUCUGAAGAGUCACCUAGUGAACCUUUUUAGGAGAAGCAGGGGUUCCUGUUUAAAUGUAUGGCAUUCCCAAGGAUCUACAGUAUUAACUCGUAUUUCUUUUUCAUUCUUGUUACCCACAUACUCUUGUUUUGAAUUCUCCGCUUUACAUAUACAAUCACUUUUUCAAACAAAUUUGAUUUACUGUACAUAGGCCAUGCAUUAAAUAAUUUUGAAAUUGUCUUAUGUUUAAGAUGAAGUCUUUGAAUAUGUAAAAAUAAAUGCAUUUCAGAACAAACUUGUAUAAAAAAAAUUAAAUAAAAAAAACUUUCUCAAUA